GACACCCACUGGUGUUUCCAAUGUGAGCUAGCUAGCUGGGUCCUCUGUUGCUGCUCAGUUUGGCCACACCGACUUGCGCGUCUAUUUUGGUACCUUUUGCGCUCGCUAUCAGGAAGCCUGGCCACACAGUGCAUAUGAGCAUGGAUCUGAGGGCUUGACUCACUUUGGUUGUCAAGCUCUGGACUCAUGGAUUCUACAACGAGGACUUAUACGUAAUAUUGGAAGCCACCACUCACCAUGAAAGACCCAUCACCAAGGCAAUUUACAUAUGCAACCACUCCCCUGAUGUCAGACUGAGUUGGAAGGAACUGAAGGAUCUCCAGGGCCGCAGCAGCUGUAGAGGAGGCUGGUGAUGCGCAAGACAGAAGGACGCUUGCUGACAUCAUGAGCUGUGUGGAAAAGAGACACGUGAGCCAUCGGGUGGGAAGCAUGCUCCAUCACCGCUUCCCCAACGGCUUCACUGACCUGUUUAUGGACGAGACUGACCGGGAGGUCAGCACCCUCACCGAUCGAGCCUUCCGAAGUCUCUGCGUUGGAGAUGACGCAGUCUACAAUGACGACUUCUUGUAUGGAUACUCACCUUUCAGCUGCCACAAACCUCUGGCAGGGGAGCCUCUCAAAAAGAACAAUCAUAAGGAAUCUAAAAAGCAGGGGCAAAACAAAAAUGACAAGAAUGAGGCUCAGCCAUGGAAACAGCAGCAGCAGCAGCAGCAGCAGCAGCAGAAGAAGAAUAUGUCCCACAUGUCGUCUUUCCUCAAGGCAUUAAGUGCCACAGAGGAGAGUUGUGAGGGAAUGCUGAACAGAAAUGGAGCUACGACAGACUGUAAUGGAGAAUCGUGGGAUAAGUCGGCGCUUCGCAGCAUCCAAAGAGAGCUGUCAGAAUUCUCAUCGGACUACCACAGCAGUCUCAGAGACAGACAUUACAAGAAUCAUGGUGAUGGUUCAUCGAACAAAACUGGCAAGGAUGCUGGCCUUCCCUCGGGGAAAUCCACAAAGGUAAAAAAUGGGAAAUCCACUGUCAAACUAAAAAAACUGAACAUCAAGAACUUUUUCCUUCACAGUGAGUAUAGUCCUUUCCAAAUGUGGACAGACUGUAACCGGUUCCUCUUGGGGCAGGAGGACACAGUCACCUCUAUUCUCCCGACAGAUAAUAUCCCUAAAUGGUAUGACUUACCGUUUUACAAAGAGUUAACUGAGGCACAUAGAAAAGAGACUCUGCAUACAGAGGAGACACAGUCAUGCCAGAAAGAAACGGUUAAACCAUGUCCUCCCACUGCCCCUAAACCCAUCCCUCCUCCUCCUCCGCCGAAGUUGCUGCCAAAGCCCUCAGCCACUCCAGCUGAGAAGAGGUGCACAUCAGACGUAGGGGAUGGGGGUGCUGCCCCCUGGAGGCGUAACAGGUCAAGGGCAAAAAGUGCUAUUCCAGUCAAUCAGCCUGUCACGGCAUCUCAAGACAAUCAAGCAAAAACAGCAGAGGAAGGUCCUUUGUUUGUCAAAAAGGAAACAAGAUCUGUGGAAGUGAAAGCCAUUGAGGAAGUCAGCUCUUCGGCCUCUACGCCGUUCAGCAUCUGCCAGCUGAUGACUCCCCUCAUUCCCUCCAGACAACCGACGGAAACAUCAGAAAUCCUCCAGGGAGUUUUCUCGCCCUCUGCCCUUGACCUCCCACUCAGACCACACUCUGAGGCCAAAGUGACCCCCGAGCCUCCAGUCAAGCGGGAAAGCUACAAAUCACUCGCCUCCAGCAUCCUCUUCAACCUCAAAGACAACAGGAAGAGGGUGAAGAGCCGUUACAGUCCGCCUAAGUUUAAAACUUUAGAGAAGGUGGAAGGCGGCACGGAAUCUCCUCAAUCAGAUCACGUGAAAUAUGCACCAGCUGGUUCUGAGGGCAACACAUCUGGCUUAAGCACACCUGCAAUUUUGAAAGAUGGAUCGACAAUUUGCAGUCCUGUUUUGGAACCGAAUAGCUCCCAAGCCGCUGGUCUGGCAAAGCAUGACUCCGACAGGCCUGUGUCUGAAGAUUAUUUGUUAUCAAAUCUACUGCAAACCAAAAAGGAGGCUAACAGCAGUCUUGGGGAAGAGAACCCCAUCUCACCAUUUAUUAACUCCAAAAAGAACAAGAGUCCCAUGGCUAAAAAGCCAAACUAUCCAUCUCUGAAUUUAUACAAGAAAGCCAACCCUGUCGAUAGUGAUAUGAAAUAUCUGCAAGUCUCUCAGAGCACCUCGACUCCUGCGCACAUAGAUCAACCAGUGGAGACGAAUGGAGUUUCGCCACUCAUGCUAAACAAAGCACUUUCUCCAAAAGCGCUGCCAACAAACACAGAGCUGUCGCCAAAUGCUCUAAAUGUCGUCAAAGAUUAUUCACCCAUAAUUUCACCCCACACGCUUGAGAAAGAGGGGCUGUCAUCAGUGGGGAAAAGACCCCCUAAUGUAGCCGAGAAAGCAAAGCGGCCGGUGAAAGACACGAAAGAAAAGGAUAUUGGAGUGCAGCCGGCUACUGAGGAAAAAGAGACUGGUGGCCAAAGCAUGAGUACAAUGGAUGUGAUCAGAGCAGCAAGGGAAGCAAUUAAUGCAGCCAAAAAUAAAGCUCUAUCAGCAACUAAUCCAGAUAGCACCAAUAAGCCAGAUAUAGCAGAACUGAGGCAGAAUCAAGUGGAUGAGAAGACGUUAAGUAGCAAGAGUGAUGGUUCAGUACCAGAAAACAACAAUGUUGCGUCUCAACACAGAAAUGAAGUAAAACUGGAUGGUGGAAGCAGCAAUGUCAAGAGAGAGCCUCCCCCAGUUCCAAAGAGAAAUUUUGCAAAAUCUGAUGUUCUUGACAAACAUAAUGUUGACAAUGUCCCAAAUGGUGACUCUGUGGAUACAAAAAUAGAUUUACCACCAAAGGAAGAUGAUUCGGUCCAGAAACAAGGCAAGUUCAAACACAUAUUCUCAUCCAGGCAGAACAAUUAUAUCAAACAUCAGAGGUAUGCAGUGACAGAUACUGAACCUGAAGAGGAGCACGAAGAAGGCGAUCCGAAAGUGAACACAAGAAUGGAGACAAAUGAUGAGAUAAGAGAAAUGAGAGAUAGUGAGCACAUAAUUAAUGAUCUGCAAGCUUUGAAAGAGCUGGGUAAAGCGAGGCUUGGCGAUCGUGUACUUGAGAACGCAAGGAACAAACUAGGGGUUGUUAACAUAGAUGAGGAGACAAAGACGAAGAAUGAUUUGAUCUCAAGGGAACUUCGAAACAUAAAGAGAGGUAUGCUGUCUAUGAGAGGGAAUACAUCAGCUAAGAGAGAAAUAUUCACAAAGAAAGAGAAGGAGCCUAGCAAGGAAGAGACUUUCACAAAGCUAGACAGUAAUGUGAUAGUGAACAAAGCGCGUAUAAAUGACAAUUACGACAAAGCCAAAAUGGCACUUGAAGAGAUCAUCUCAGAAAGGCAGAAGAGAAGGAAUAAACCCACUGAGCAGGAUGCAAAUCCAACAUCUGAUGAGAGCAUUUGGGAGGAAAGUUAUGCGGCAAGGUUAGAGCAACGUAAAACAGCUAUGAAAGAUUCUGCCUCAGAGAGCAGGGAAAAACAAAAUGGCAGCAAUUCUACAUAUAAAGAGAAAGACCUAAAAGAGAGAUUAGGUGAUUUGACCGACCAUAAUCUCCUGAGACAGAUUCUGUCACAAACUGAACCCAGACUUGGUGAGACUCACCGAUCAGGUGGUAGGAUGGCACUGCCUGGCAUGGACAAGAUUGGCAAUGAGCUAAACGCACUCUUGCAAACUAAAGCUAAAUAUGUUAAUGCUAAACUAACUGAUAAUCCUCGCCACGUGACUGAUGAUUCAGAGGUCAAUUUCAGGCAAGUGGGGAGACAGGUGUCUGAAGAGAGUGGAGAAUACCCGAGGAAUGAAACUGAAGGCCAAAAGUUAGGCACUCCUCCUGUUCCUCCCAGAAGCAAAAAAGGAGGCAGGAGAGAAGGAAGCUUCUCUAAAGAUAAAGAUGGAGCAGAUGAAAAUGUCCUUGAAAAAGAUGGAGAAUUUGCAAAUAAAGAGGCAGACAGUGAAGAAGCUGCGCCCAGCCAAAGAGAAACCAGUUCAUAUAGAGAGAGAUGGAAUGAGCUCAAUAACACAAAUGAUGCAGCUAAAUUUGAGCCUAUUGUAAAUUCAAACCACUCUCAGUUUGAAAACACAAUGUGUUUGUCACCAGAGUUCACAGCAAGUGAAAAUAAGGAAGAUAAUGUGCAGAUAAAAACGAACCCCACAAAAGAAGCCACACCUGAGAUCAGCAAAGUCAAGUCACCGCAACAGUGCAAGACAAAGCGAAAGGCCCCGUUAAGACCAGACCACUUAAUCAAGGCAGACAACAGUGCUUCUAAGACUAUAGUUGAGAAACCUGAAAACAGUAGAGCUGGUGAUCAUAUGAAUGUGGAUGCUGAGACUCAUAGUGAGAUCCCCAGGAGCAUGUCGCCCGUGCAGCUCGUAAACGGCACUGGCUUCAGUCAGAGCCCACCUGAUCAGGCCAGCUUGUCCUCGAAGUCCUCCUACUUCUCCGUGGAGAGUGCACUGCACAGAAACACUGAGACUGAGUCUAACGUCUACCACUCACUGGAGAACUUGAUUGGCGAGGAGAACGUGGCGGACCUGGUGGACGAGGUUGACGAGACGCUGCAGAAUCUCUCGCAAAACACACAGCAGGAUUCAGACAGGGCAGAAGUGGAAUAUUAUUCUUUGAGUGAUCACGAAAGCGAGCCAGAGAUUGUAAAAUGUCAAAAGGAGGCAGAAGUACCGUACAACAACAGCAAAGAAAGAGAAGACAACACUAGAGAUCAAAACUUAACUGACGAAGGAGGCUCAACAACAAUGUCACCCACUAAUACCUUCUCACCAACUUUGGGGAUCCCUGCCUUGUUUAAAGUCAAAGAUAACACUGUCAUUACUAAGCGUAAGAAGACUGUCCAACCCUGGUCGCCAAGAGAGAGUCUGAGCGGGUCAGAAAGAGCAGAGGAGGAGUUAAACCAUAUAAAGGAAAAUCCAGAUCUCCCAAUGAAUAAUGAAACUGCCACCAGUGGUAGCACCGUAUUCCCAACAGAGAUCUUCAGACCUAAAGAGAUUUUAUCAAGCCAAUCACCACCCAUCGUCCUCCUCUCACCUCCUGAUCUCCAAAGUGAAAACCCUAAUAUAGUCCAAGCUGUGGGUUUCCUCACUGUUCCACAGGAGGACGACAGGUUUUCUGGGGUGAGUCCGUCAUCUGAAGGCGUAGAGAGCUUAACAACCAGCGCAACAGAUGUAGCUGACGAGAUGGCGAUGAACACUUUAGGGCUGAUAGAGCGUGAGGUAAAGAGGGUUCCCAGCGAACACUCGGGUUCCACCUGCAGCGGUAAUGACAGCCAAACAGGCCUGCCGAAGCCACCAGCCGUCUUGCCCAAAUCUGAAAAAGCAGUCCUAAAAGCCAUUAAGCUGGCCAACAGAAGGAUGAAGAAGGAGGCCCAGAAGUCAUCUCAGAGCAGCAGCAGCAAACACAGAGCGGAUAGACACAAGAGUGAAAAACCUGAGCACAAAAGCAGCAGCACCAACAGCAGCAGUAAUAAAAAUAGCAGCAGCAGGAGCAGUGAGAAAAAACACAGGGAAACAACUGAAGAUGGGCAUGGUCAGAAUGAAAGUCGGCAUACUAAACACAGCAAUGAUCGGAGUGAGCAACUGCCGAGCAGCGAUGAAAAACACCACAACAGCCGAAUGGAAAUGAGACACAAGGCUCGGAGACAGAGCCACGACUCGGUGGAAAGCAACAGCCGUAACAGAGAGGAAUGCGUGGCAUCGGAAAGGCAAGGUCGCAGCAGCAACAGGCAAGCUCGAGAUAAGCCGGAGCAGAGACAUUACAGCAGUGACAGGGUCAUCAGUAAUGUACCUGUGUACAAAGCUCAUGUUGGCGACAAACCGGCGUCGGACAGGCCGCUGCACCGAUCCCAAAGUAUCGACAGGUACUUGGGAGGUUCAGUAGAGCGCAGGCUCAGUGCUGACAUGUCGGCCAAUGAGAGGCUUGAUCCAAGGGCCCAGCGCAUUGAGAAAUCUAUCAUGGAUGAGCUUCAGCAGAGAGGCAGAGCAAGAGACAAGGCCAGCAGAGACAACCCACUGAGGAGAAGUCACAGUAUUGAUGCGUACAGCACUGAGAUGCCGCACCCUUCGUCCCUGUCCCGCCAGUCAAGCCACACCAGCCAGCUUUCCCGCCAGUCUAGCAUCGAACACACUAUUGUUACGCAGUCCUUCCCCAUGACCCAACGCAAGCUCCUCCAGGACCCAGACUCAGGGCAGUACUACUUCGUGGACAUGCCUGUUCAAGUCAAGACCAAAACCUUCUUUGAUCCUGAAACCGGGAGCUAUGUGCAGCUGCCAGUCCAGCCACCAGAGAGUGCUGUUCCACAGGUAUCCCCCAUGGAAGUCUUGACCCCACCACUGGUUGUUUACCACGGCUUUGUCCCGGUGCCUCUGUCUCCCAUGGCUCAGAAAGCUGCCAUUCAGGCGCCUCAAAGGGAACUGGACGAAUUUGAGCAGAGGAACCUAGAGAGGUCAAGGCAGAUGCACUGUAAAGAGGGGCAUCCAUAUUUAGAACCUGUCUACAGUCAACAUGACCACAUGCUAGGGGAGUUCAUAGGCACCGAGGAGCUGGACUGUCCCAGCUGAUAGGCCAAAGAAUCUACCCUCACCUAACGCUGAUUUGAAUUAUUAACUUGUGGUGUUUGUGGCAUUCCGGGAGUUAUUUUGAGAUGUCUUUUUAUGGCAUACCCUUUUUCAGCCAACCAUGAUCUACUUUACAUGUCCUGGAAGUAUUUCAAGCAUGCAACCUCAUUUCCCUUGGCCUUUUAAGCAUUUUCUGCUUAUAGUCAUUAUUGCAACAGAAAGUACAACACUAAUACAUGUUUGAUAUUUAACAGUGUUUCAAGUUGGAUUUAUUUUAUUUUUUUGUCUUCAAGCUUGAGCAAUUACUCAGAUCUUUGCUUCUGGUUUUGCAUUACUGCCCUCAAACUGAGGACUGAGUUUGAACUGAGCUAAUGAAUUUGUGGAUGAAUGACAGCUGUGGUUUGAAUGUGGGUUGACAGAUUUCUGUAAGAUAAUGUGCAAUCAAGAGUAAGAAAGAAAACGAACAUGGAUGAUCCAUGUACAUAAUGUAUUUAAGUGUAAACAGAGAGGGUACGGUACACGAUGAUGUGUUUAUUUAUUGUAAAUGCUGACAGGUUGUUAUAUAUUACAGUGGUAUCGGGUCUCCACUACUUUUCAGGUAUUAUGGCUUUUCUAUUAUUACCUGCAAAGUUUGUUGUCUUGAGAUUUCUUUCUUUUUUUUUCACCAGACAGUUUGCAGUCAUUUAGACAUACUUGAAAAAGAUACCAACUUUAGAAUUUCACUUGUUUGAUACUGAUUUCAAUUGAUCGUGUCCAUACAACUAGAUUUCAAAAACAUGUUGCAUGCUAGGUGCAGAUUGCACCUGUUAAAUGUGUUUGAUACGUCCAGUUUCAUUCAAAAGCGUGAGCUGCAAUUACUGUUUUUUAAUAUAUGCUGCGGACAUGAAGGAGAAUUGAUUUUGCAGGUUUGUUGCAUUGGCAUUUUUCUAAACUUAGAAUCAAGCAGGGCUGUCUUGUGUCUGUGAUCCAUUCCAAUAAAAAAAAGUACAGUUGCUACAGA
Molecule: messenger RNA, 7639 nt
Organism: Mugil cephalus (flathead mullet)
Lineage: Eukaryota; Metazoa; Chordata; Actinopteri; Mugiliformes; Mugilidae
Exons: 3
Coding region: 385-6642 (2085 amino acids)
Biological process (GO): positive regulation of calcineurin-NFAT signaling cascade
Cellular component (GO): Z disc
Source: RefSeq, a predicted model, not a curated record